Messenger RNA from Pteronotus mesoamericanus, 584 nucleotides. Its product is annotated as troponin I, slow skeletal muscle-like. The record is from RefSeq and is a predicted model, not a curated record. Bases 84 to 584 code for a protein of 166 amino acids. Gene Ontology annotation, cellular component: troponin complex. Gene Ontology annotation, biological process: skeletal muscle contraction; cardiac muscle contraction. NCBI's taxonomy places the organism in Eukaryota, Metazoa, Chordata, Mammalia, Chiroptera, Mormoopidae. The transcript is spliced from 5 exons.
CUGCUUCACCCCAUCUCUGCUCUUCUCACCCACAGAGAAAAUCCAAGAUCUCUGCCUCCCGCAAACUCCUGCUGAAGAGCCUGAUGCUGGCGAAGGCCAAGGAAUGCUGGGACCAGGAGCAGGAGGAGCGCGAGGCGGAGAAGUCCCGCUACCUGGCCGAGCGCGUCCCCAAGUUGGAGACCCGCGGCCUGUCCCUCAGCGCCCUGCAGGACCUGUGCCGGGAGCUGCACGCCAAGGCGGAGACGGUGGACGAGGAGAGAUACGACAUCGAGGCCAAGUGCCUCCACAACACCCGGGAGAUUAAGAACCUGAAGCUGACUGUGCUGGACCAAUGCGGGAAGUUCAAGCGCCCGGCCCUGCGUCGGGUCCGCGUCUCAGCCGACGCCAUGCUGCGCGCCCUGCUGGGCUCCAAGCACAAUGUGUCCAUGGACCUGCGGGCCAACCUGAAGUCGGUGAAGAAGGAGGACUCCGAGAAGGAGCGGCCCGUGGAGGUGGGAGACUGGAGGAAGAACGUGGAGGCCAUGUCCGGGAUGGAGGGCCGGAAAAAGAUGUUUGACGCCGCCAAGGCUCCGGCCCCGCAGUAG